Messenger RNA from Drosophila guanche, 1079 nucleotides. It is a transcript of the gene Hsp27, whose product is annotated as heat shock protein 27. Lineage: Eukaryota; Metazoa; Arthropoda; Insecta; Diptera; Drosophilidae. The transcript has a single exon. Gene Ontology annotation, molecular function: protein folding chaperone. The record is from RefSeq and is a predicted model, not a curated record. Bases 94 to 771 code for a protein of 225 amino acids. Gene Ontology annotation, biological process: protein refolding; response to heat.
UUGCAUUCGAGAAGUUCAUGUUAAAAGCCUCAACGUGAGAGUUUGUUUUAGCCCAGACAAAGAGUUUUUUUUUUUAAAAGAAAUAUAAAUAAAAUGUCGCUUGUUCCGCUACUGAGCCUGGCCCGCGAGCUCGAACAUGACUACCGCGGCGCCUACAACGAGUGGGAUCACUUUCUGGAGGAUGACUUUGGAUUCGGGGUCCAUGCCCACGAUCUGUUCCAGCGUCCACGUCUGGUGCUGCCUCACCACGGCUCCUCCUUAGGGCGCCGCCGCUUCCUACCGUACGAGCGCAGUCACCACCAUUCACAUCCCCAUCAGUUAGUGCCACGUCGUCAGUCUGGCGGAGGCCAGAACUCGCUGCUGCCUGCCAUUGGCAAAGAUGGCUUCCAGGUCUGCAUGGACGUGUCGCAGUUCAAGCCCAACGAGCUGACCGUGAAAGUGGUAGACAAGACGGUCGUGGUCGAGGGAAAGCAUGAGGAGCGCGAGGACGGACACGGCAUGAUUCAGCGCCACUUUGUGCGCAAGUACACUCUGCCAAAGGACUUUGAUCCCAACGAGGUCGUUUCUACUGUCUCCUCGGACGGCGUGCUCACCCUGAAGGCGCCCCCGCCGCCCAGCAAGGAGCAACCCAAGCCAGAGCGCAUCGUUCAGAUCCAGCAAACCGGUCCUGCGCACUUGAGCGUCAAGGCUCCUGAGGGGGCUGCAGCUGCAGUCGCCGCCGAUGGCAAGACCGAAAAUGGCGCUGGCGAAAAGAUGGAGACGGGAAAGUAGACAGGGCGUAUAAAAAGCACCGGGGGAGAGGUUUCGCUGGCGAAAGCGGAGUGUUGUAGAGCUGCUCGGAGAGUGCAAGACUAAAAGGAUGCCGUUAGACCUUCUCAAACAGAACAGACACAAACAUCAUAUUACACGCCCAAACACACAAAUACACAUAAAAGGCACACUUGUCAUCACAUUUUAGUGUUAAGCGAUUUUAAAAUCCCAUUAAGUAAUAAACGCUUUGUAUUAGUCGCUAUAAUUAGGCUACGAAUAUACAUAUGUAUCUAUGAUUAAUGGAGAGUACGAUUCUCGCUUUGAUAUUA